AUGGGCGACCGGCCGACUCCAGAUGUGCCAAGUCGCUUUCCUAGCCAGCCAAUAGACUUAUCGAUGGAGGAGCAUAUCGUUCCAGACCACGAGUAUCAUGACAAUGGUCAACGCACUAUACCAUCUGAGGCUAUGAGGGCCACGCCAAUCCCUUCUCGGCCUGAGCCUCAUCCAUAUUCGCCAGAAGCCACCUUGACGGGACGUCGAAACAACGACACUCCCUCGUCUGGUGAGACUGCCACAGCCACCAACUCUCUAAUCGAGGCGUCCUACCAAGCCGCAAGCGGACAUGGCUAUCCUCACAGCAUGUCAUCUGCGUCGUCGGUCACAGAUACAUCAGAUGGCUCCGCAGGAAGAAGAACCGACUCCAAGUUCGAACCACUCAGAGCCGCCUCCACAGCUGAAGACAAGCGGCUUCGACAGCAAAGGAGUAUCCAAUCAGAGGACGAUUUGUUCAAUGUUUUGUCCCGGAGAAGAACAAGCGCUUCAGGCAAAUCCGAAGCCCAGCUUCAGGAGGAGAAUGACGAAAUAGAGAGACUCAUGUCUCGAAUGUUCGGCGGGGCGCGACAGGCGCACAGCGAAGAAGAGAAAACCCGUCACAGUGGUGUCAUAUUUCGCGACUUGACCGUAAAAGGGGUCGGGUUGGGCGCCAGCCUUCAACCAACCGUCGGCGAUAUUUUCCUCGGCCUGCCGCGGAUGCUCAAAACCCUUGUCACCAAAGGUGCAAAGGCGGCAUUCGGCAAGCCUCCCGUGCGAGAACUUCUGAGCCAUCUCGAUGGAUGCGUUAGACCCGGGGAGAUGCUGCUGGUUCUUGGAAGACCAGGUUCGGGUUGUUCGACCUUUCUCAAAGCGUUUUGCAACCAGAGAGAGGGGUUCGAGGCAGUCCAAGGAGAAGUUACGUAUGGUGGCACGGACGCAAAGACUAUGAAAAGGGAUUUUCGAGGAGAAGUCAUCUACAAUCCGGAAGAUGACCUUCAUUAUCCCACAUUGACAGUCAAGCACACCCUUAUGUUUGCGUUAAAGACUCGAACUCCGGGCAAAGAGUCGCGAUUAGAAGGCGAAUCCCGGGCAGAUUACAAGAGAGAAUUUUUGAGGGUAGUAACGAAACUGUUCUGGAUCGAACACACUUUGGGCACGAAAGUUGGCGAUCAAUUUGUUCGAGGAGUCUCCGGGGGCGAAAAGAAACGAGUCAGCAUAGCAGAAGCAAUGAUCACGAGAGCUUCGGUUCAAGGCUGGGAUAACUCGAGUCGCGGCUUAGACGCAAGUACGGCACUCGAAUACGUCCAAUGUAUCCGCACCCUCACCAACAUGGCGCAUACUUCCACAGCGGUGUCCUUGUAUCAAGCUGGAGAGUCACUAUACCAACUUGUGGACAAGGUCCUGUUGAUUCAUGAAGGAAAGUGUCUAUACUUCGGAUCAGCUGAUGACGCUAAACAAUACUUCAUCGACCUUGGUUUCGAAUGUAAACCACGCUGGACGACAUCUGAUUUCUUGACCUCUGUCACCGAUGUGCACGCCAGGUCUGUCAGAAAAGGGUGGGAGGAUCGCAUUCCACGAAACGCAGACGAAUUCGCUGCUCUUUAUCGCAAGUCGGAAGCCUAUCGACGCAACCUUGAAGACAUCAGGGACUUUGAAGCUCAGUUAGAAGAACAACGGGAAUCCCGUGAGCAGAACAUGGUAAAGAACAAGAAAAAGAACUAUGCCAUCCCUUUUCACAAGCAAGUGCUCGCAUGCACACAGCGGCAGUUCUUGGUCAUGCUAGGCGACCGAGCUUCGUUGAUUGGGAAGUGGGGAGGCAUUGUAUUCCAGGGGCUGAUUGUCGGAAGUUUGUUCUUCCAAAUGCCGACAACUACUGCAGGAGCUUUUCCCAGGGGCGGUGCCAUCUUCUUCGUUCUUCUUUUCAAUGCUUUGCUUGCUUUGGCAGAAAUGACUGCUGCAUUCUCCUCCAAACCGAUCCUCUUGAAGCACAAAUCAUUCUCCUUCUACCGUCCUGCGGCAUACGCCCUUGCACAAACGGUGGUCGACAUCCCGUUAAUAGCGAUCCAGGUCCUGUUGUUUAACCUCAUCAUAUAUUGGAUGGCUGGGCUUGCCGCUUCUGCUUCUCAAUUCUUCAUCUCAUGUUUCAUUAUCUGGACCGUCACCAUGGUCACCUACGCUUACUUCCGCAUGCUCUCCGCCCUCUGCAAGACUCUGGAUGACGCUACUCGAUUUACCGGCGUUUCGAUUCAGAUAUUGGUGGUGUAUACUGGCUAUCUUAUUCCACCCGAUCAGAUGCGUGUUUGGUUUAGCUGGCUUCGCCGGAUCAACUGGAUACAGUAUGGAUUCGAGUGUCUGAUGGCCAACGAAUUUACUGGUCUCAUCAUGGACUGCGUGCCUCCCUUUCUGGUUCCUCAGGGUCCAAAUGCACGUCCUCAGUAUCAAUCAUGCACGUUGGCCGGCAGUGAGCCAGGGCAAACAACGGUGAAUGGAGCUCGUUACAUUCACCAGGCUUUCGGGUACACUCGUUCCCAUCUGUGGCGCAAUUUCGGCUUCUUAUGGGCUUUCUUCGCAUUCUUCCUCGCAGUAGCUGCUUUCGGGAUGGAAAGAAUGAAGCCUAACGCAGGUGGUGGCGCUAUUACCGUCUUCAAGCGUGGCCAAGUUCCCAAGAAAGUCGAACAGACUAUCGAAACAGGUGGCCGAGACAAGAACUCUAAACGCGACGUCGAGUCCGGGGGGUCGGUUCCAGCAGAUCUUGUGGAGAAGGUCAUAUCUCCAGGUAGUGAAAGCAACGAAUCCACGAACACGACGCAGGACAACAAUCUGCUGGAACAUGUGGCCAAGAAUGAGACAAUAUACACCUUCCGGGACAUCAAUUACACAAUUCCCUAUGAGAAAGGCCAGCGGAAGCUCCUCCAAAAUGUCCGAGGCUAUGUUCGCCCCGGUAAACUCACCGCCUUGAUGGGCGCCAGUGGUGCAGGGAAGACGACGCUGUUGAAUGCUCUCGCUCAACGCAUCAACUUUGGCACUGUGACAGGGGAGUUUCUUGUCGAUGGACGGCCGUUGCCCAAGUCUUUCCAGCGAGCUACGGGAUUUGCAGAGCAGAUGGAUAUUCACGAACCGACAUCCACGGUGAGAGAAGCUCUUCAAUUCUCGGCUCUACUCCGUCAACCGAAAGAGGUGCCCGUCGAGGAAAAGUAUGCGUAUUGCGAGACAAUCAUCGAUCUGCUCGAGAUGCGAGACAUUGCGGGAGCAACGAUCGGAACAAUUGGCGAGGGUCUGAAUCAAGAACAGAGGAAAAGAUUGACUAUCGGUGUUGAGCUAGCCAGUAAACCCGAGCUUCUUAUGUUCUUGGAUGAACCCACCUCAGGCCUUGAUUCUGGCGCGGCAUUCAACAUCGUGAGAUUUUUGAGGAAAUUGGCAGAUGCUGGUCAAGCUAUCCUCUGCACAAUUCAUCAGCCGUCGGCGGUAUUAUUCGAACAUUUUGAUGAGCUCAUCUUACUCAAGUCCGGUGGUCGGGUGGUAUACCAUGGCCCUCUCGGUCACGACUCGCAAGAACUCAUUCACUAUUUCGAGGAGAAUGGAGCGCGAAAGUGUCCUCCAGAUGCAAAUCCUGCGGAGUACAUGCUUGAAGUCAUUGGCGCAGGCGACCCCAACUAUAAAGGUAAAGAUUGGGGCGACGUUUGGGAGCAAAGCACCAACUACCAAGCACGAUCUGACGAGAUAUCCGAGAUGAUCGAACGCAGGAAGAACGUGGAGCAUAGCAAAAACGUCAGAGACGAUAGGGAAUACGCCAUGCCGCUUGCAACGCAGACUACAGCGGUCGUCAAGAGGUCGUUCGUUGCAUACUGGCGGACUCCCAACUAUAUUCUCGGCAAAUUCAUCCUGCAUAUCAUGACCGGCUUGUUCACCACGUUCACUUUUUACCACCUUGGCUUUGCCUCGAUCGACAUGCAAUCACGUCUCUUUGCUGUUUUUCUGGUGCUUACAAUCUCUCCGCCCCUCAUUCAACAACUGCAACCUGUUUUCAUUCAUUCUCGGAACAUAUUUCAGUCUCGAGAGAACAACGCAAAGAUUUACAGCUGGUUUGCCUGGACGACGGGUGCUGUUCUCGCUGAAAUCCCCUACUCCUUGAUCGCCGGAGCCGUCUUUUACUGUUGUUGGUGGUUUGGAAUCGCCGGCUAUCGUUCUUCAACCUCGUCGUUCACCUCAGGGUUCCUGUUGCUGUGUAUCCUCCUCUUCGAGUUGUACUAUAUCAGCUUCGGACAGGCAAUCGCGUCAUUCGCGCCCAACGAAUUGCUCGCGAGUCUACUGGUGCCAGUCUUCUUCCUAUUCGUCGUCAGCUUCUGUGGUGUAGUCGUACCACCGCAGCAGCUACCUUCAUUCUGGCGGAGUUGGAUGUAUUGGCUGACGCCGUUCCACUACCUUCUCGAGGCUAUGCUAGGGUCAAUCAUUCAUAAUCAACCUGUUCGUUGCAACCGAGGCGAGUUUGCUCGAUUCAGUGCCCCACCAGGCUAUACCUGCCAAUCCUAUACUCAACAAUAUAUUACACAAGCUGGCGGCUACGUCCAGGUCGGCGCCGAUGGCCUCUGUGAGUUCUGCCAGUAUGCGACCGGGGACCAGUUUGGACACGGGUUUUCUGUCUACUACUCUCACCAUUGGCGCGACUUUGGUAUUUUCAUCGGGUUCAUUGUGUUCAACUAUGCCGUCGUUUAUACAGUAACAUUCCUAAGGUUUAAGACGAAAAAUCCAUUCAAGACGGUGCUGAUGAAAAGGAAACAAAAGGGGGUUUAG
This is a messenger RNA of Cladophialophora immunda, 4770 nucleotides long. RefSeq lists its product as uncharacterized. Gene Ontology annotation, molecular function: ATP hydrolysis activity; ATP binding; ABC-type transporter activity. Gene Ontology annotation, biological process: transmembrane transport. Gene Ontology annotation, cellular component: membrane. The transcript is spliced from 8 exons. The record is from RefSeq and is a predicted model, not a curated record. The coding region runs from base 1 to 4770 and encodes 1589 amino acids. NCBI's taxonomy places the organism in Eukaryota, Fungi, Ascomycota, Eurotiomycetes, Chaetothyriales, Herpotrichiellaceae.